This is a messenger RNA of Drosophila pseudoobscura, 2683 nucleotides long. It is a transcript of the gene rho, whose product is annotated as rhomboid. The coding region runs from base 581 to 1696 and encodes 371 amino acids. Lineage: Eukaryota; Metazoa; Arthropoda; Insecta; Diptera; Drosophilidae. Gene Ontology annotation, molecular function: serine-type endopeptidase activity. The transcript is spliced from 4 exons. The record is from RefSeq and is a predicted model, not a curated record. Gene Ontology annotation, cellular component: membrane.
UAAGGCCGGUGGCAGGCACUGAGGCCGUCAUUCCGCCGCAAAAAUCCAAACCCAAAAAUAAUAAACUAAAGAGUAAACGUGUGAGAGAAACGUAGCAAAGCGAAGGCUGCGUUGGCGUGAGAUUUCGAGAAACCGAGCACCGAGCACCGAGCACCGAGCACCGAUAGCCCCGAAAGCAGCAGCAAAAUAUUCAAAUUGUCGACCGUUUGGAUUCAUAUUUUUUUGUCGUUCGUUCUCUGUGUGUGUGGGUGUGUUCGAGUCACAACAAAUUAUUUGAUAUUCGCUCAAUGCUCCGAAAAUGAAUUUUGUGAGCAUUAAAACAAAGUUCAAGAUAUCAAAAAUCGAACAUCAAGUGAAAGACAACAACAAUCAGCAGCAUCGAGUAGUUGCAGCCGCAGCCGCAGCAGCAGCCAGCAAAAGUGCAAGAAACUAAAAAAAAACAGCAAGAACUAAGAACUAACAUUUGGAUUAAAAACGCAUUUUGGAUAAAAAAAAAAGAAGAGAUCCAGAGCAGCAGCAGCAGCAGCAGCGGAAAAAAAAAACAAAACAUAAGAAGUGAAAAAUCUUGGACUCCAGAAAAAUGGAAAGCACAACAAAAACCAAAAUGCAAGUGGCAGAUGCCACAGCCACAGCCACUGCCACUGCCACAGGCACUGCCGCAAAGGUGGAGACCAUCAUUGACAUUCCCAGUGGCGCUGCCUCGUCGACGUCGACGUCCUCCUCCUACGACACGGACUGCAGCACGGCCAGCAGCACCUGCUGCACGCGACAGGGCGAGCACAUCUACAUGCAGCGCGAGGCCCUCGCCAUGUCCCUGCCCAUGUCCUGCCCCGCCGCGGCCACGCCCCUGGAGGCGUCCGCGGACGAGAUGGGGCUGCUGAAGUACGAGCACCGCAAGCACUGGCCCUGGUUCAUCCUCAUAAUCUCCAUCAUUGAGAUUGCCAUCUUCGCCUACGAUCGCUACACGAUGCCCGCCCAGAACUUCGGGCUGCCCGUGCCGAUACCGAGCGACUCGGUGCUGGUGUACCGGCCCGACCGGCGGCUCCAGGUGUGGCGCUUCUUCAGCUACAUGUUCCUGCACGCCAACUGGUUCCACCUGGGCUUCAACAUCAUCAUCCAGCUGUUCUUCGGCAUUCCCCUGGAGGUGAUGCACGGCACCGGGCGCAUCGGCGUCAUCUACCUGGCCGGCGUCUUCGCGGGCUCCCUCGGGACGAGCGUCGUCGACUCGGAGGUGUUCCUGGUGGGCGCCAGCGGCGGCGUCUACGCCCUCCUGGCCGCCCACUUGGCCAACAUCACCCUCAACUACGCGCACAUGAAGUCCGCGUCCACGCAGCUCGGCUCGGUGGUUAUUUUCGUGUCCUGCGACCUGGGCUACGCUCUCUACACGCAGUACUUCGACGGCGGCAGCGGCAGCGGGGAGGCCGCCUCCUCGGCCUUCGCCAAGGGGCCGCAGGUGUCGUACAUCGCCCACCUGACGGGCGCCCUGGCGGGCCUCACCAUCGGCUUCCUGGUGCUCAAGAACUUCGGGCACCGCGAGUACGAGCAGCUCAUCUGGUGGCUGGCCCUCGGCGUCUACUGCGCCUUCACCGUCUUCGCGAUCGUCUUCAACCUGAUCAACACCGUCACCGCCCAGCUGAUGGAGGAGCAGGGGGAGGUCAUCACACAGCAUCUGCUGCACGACUUGGGUGUGUCCUAAGCGCUCCUCACCGGCUCAUUGGACUCCAGUUGGGGCCCAUCGGCGGGUCCUUAGCAGAGAGAUCUAUAGACGAAACGAAAGAAAAGUAGGAGGUGGAGGAGAAGGAGAAGGAGAAGGAGAAGAGAGAGCAAAGAGAGAGCAAACGAUUUUUUAGUUCAAAACUAAAUCCGAAAUUCGUUUGAAUUUUGCAAUUUUGCCGCGUUUCGUAUUUGUUUUAUUUCGUUUCGAUUUGCUAUCGAUUCGCAGUUAUCGUUAAUCGUUAUCGUUAUCGUUUUCUAGUUACCGUUUUGCGCGUUUCAUUUUCAUACAAAAAGCAACAGAAAAACAGACAAAAAAUGAACAACAAAAGAGAAAUAAAAAUCAAAAAUCAAAAAUAAAAAUACAAGAAGUAAAAAGCCGAAAACCGAAAAACCGAAAGCCGAAAAACGUGUAAACAAAAUGUUGUGAUAGAACCAAAGACUGAAUUUUUUUUUUUCGCGUGUAAAAAAAUAACAAAAAACUAAAACAAAAGAAGGAGAAGGCGAAGAAGAAGGAGAAGCAGAAGAAAACCAGGAAAAACAAGAGGAAAAUCCCAGCAGCGCGCUAUAAAGCAAUUAUCAAAAAAUAAAUGGAAUGAAAUUGAAUGGAAUGGAAAAUGUAUUUCCAUUUAUAUUUCCAUUUGUUUUCGCUCUUGUUUUGUUCUUGUUUUGCUUUGUUUCUUCGCUUAAAUGGUUGUUCUAAAUUAUGUAUUUAUUGGCCCUAACCUCCCCUCCCGCCCCCCAGCCACCCCCCAGGGCAUACAUUUAAUUCUACUAUAAUUUAGGAUUUUUUUUUCAAUUAAUGAAGCAGCAGCGAGGGGCCGUAGGGAGCUCUAGGAAUAUAUAGAAAAGAAAUCACGUAACAAAUUGUAAAUACUAUUAAGUCCGCACACUAGUCAAAGCAGAAGAUAGAAGAUACAAGAUACAAGAUACCAGAUACAAGAUACAAGAUAAAAGAUAAACGAUAAAA